Molecule: messenger RNA, 3218 nt
Organism: Prunus avium (sweet cherry)
Lineage: Eukaryota; Viridiplantae; Streptophyta; Magnoliopsida; Rosales; Rosaceae
Biological process (GO): RNA export from nucleus; telomere tethering at nuclear periphery; protein import into nucleus
Cellular component (GO): nuclear pore cytoplasmic filaments; nuclear pore
Molecular function (GO): structural constituent of nuclear pore; RNA binding
Source: RefSeq, a predicted model, not a curated record
AAGUAAAUAGCUUUUGGCUUCUCCAAUUCUGACAUGACAUUGGCGCGCGAGACUUGGAAUGUUGCAAGCCAAGCCAUCUUUCCUCUCUCCCUUUAUCUUUCCAUUUCAUCACUUUCGACGGCUCAGUUCCUUUUUCGAAACCUUACUUCCACAUUCGUCUUCUCCAUCGCUUUAGCUCACUUUCAGCUUGGGAUCGACAAAUCUAGCCCUGAUUUUGAAUACAGAAUCGUAAGAGAAGAUGUUUGGUUCUACUAACUCAGCUUUUGGGCAGUCAUCUAGCAGCCCGUUUGCAUCCCAACCAGUCUUUGGGCAGACCAGCAACACAAGUAACAAUCCUUUUGUUCCCAAGCCUUUUGGUAGCACAAUCCCGUUUGGUGCCCAAACGGGGAGUUCCAUAUUUGGCGGCACUUCAACUGGUGUAUUUGGUGCAGCUCAAUCUUCUUCACCUUUUUCUUCCUCAACGACCUUCAGUGCUUCAUCCUCACCAGCUUUUGGAAAUACAACUCCUGCUUUUGGAGCGGCUUCUAGUCCGGCUUUCAAUAGUUCACCAUCACCAUUUGGUGGUUCAUCUGGUUUUGGUCAGAAGCCUGUUUUUGAAGCAUUUGGGUCCAAUACUGCUCAACCAAGUCCUUUUGGAAGCACAACUCAGCCAUCACAGCCAGCAUUUGGGAGCGGAAUAUUUGGUUCCACCACACCAUUUGGUGGAUCAAGUCAGCCAGCAUUUGGUGCUACCACCACCCCAGCCUUUGGUGGUACAAGUAGUCCAGCCUUUGGUGCUACGAGCACCCCAGCCUUUGGUGCUACGAGCACCCCAGCGUUUGGUGCUACAAGCACCCCAGCAUUUGGUGCUACAAGUACCCCGGCCUUUGGAGCUACUAGCAACCCCCCAGCCUUUGGGGCUACAAGCAGUCCAGCCUUUGGUUCCACAACAAGUCCUACGUUUGGAAGCACAGGAUCUGCAUUCGGGGUGUCAAAUUCCUCCGUGUUUGGAUCUACGGGAGCAUUUGGGGCUUCAAGCACCCCAGCUUUUGGUUCAUCUGGAUCCACCUUUGGUACUUCAAGCAAUCCAGGUUUUGGUGCGUCAAGUGCUCAUGGUUUUGGUUCAUCCAGUACUCCAUCUUUCAGCUUUACAUCAGCUCCUGCUUUUGGCCAAUCAAAUUCUACAUUUAGUAGUGCCUCAUCUCCAUUUGGAGCACAGAGUUCUCCAUUUGGCAGUCCGGCCUUCGGUUCCACAACAAGUCCUACAUUUGGAAGCACAGGAUCUGCAUUCGGGGUGUCAAAUUCUUCGGUGUUUGGAUCUACGGGAGCAUUUGGGGCUUCAAGCACCCCAGCUUUUGGUUCAUCUGGAUCCACCUUUGGUACUUCAAGCAAUCCAGGUUUUGGUGCGUCAAGUGCUCCUGGUUUUGGUUCAUCCAGUACUCCAUCUUUCAGCUUUACAUCAGCUCCAGCUUUUGGCCAAUCAAAUUCUACAUUUGGUAGUGCCUCAUCUCCGUUUGGAGCACAGAGUUCUCCAUUUGGCAGUCCGGCCUUCGGUUCCACAACAAGUCCUACAUUUGGAAGCACAGGAUCUGCAUUCGGGGUGUCAAAUUCUUCGGUGUUUGGAUCUACGGGAGCAUUUGGGGCUUCAAGCACCCCAGCUUUUGGUUCAUCCGGAUCCACCUUUGGUACUUCAAGCAAUCCAGGUUUUGGUGCGUUAAGUGCUCCUUGUUUUGGUUCAUCCAGUACUCCAUCUUUCAGCUUUACAUCAGCUCCUGCUUUUGGCCAAUCAAAUUCUACAUUUGGUAGUGCCUCAUCUCCGUUUGGAGCACAGAGUUCUCCAUUUGGAGCUCAGCCAACAACAUUGGGGAGCAAUGCCUUUGGGCAGUCAGCUUUUGGGGGCCAACAACGUAGGGGUAGUAGAGUGGCUGCAUAUACAGAAACUCCUGAACCAGAUGGUGGUAGUGGGGCUACUGCUGCAAAAUUGGAGUCAAUAUCAGCAAUGCCAGUAUAUAAAGACAAAAGUCACGAAGAACUUCGCUGGGAGGAUUAUCAAUUGGGAGAUAAAGGUGGUCCAGCUCCUGCUGGUGGGAGUGGCUUUGGCAUGUCUGCGUCACAACCGAACUCUUUGAAUACUGCAUCAUCAUUUCCUCAAGCAUCUACAAGUCCUUUUAAUACCGCAACUGCACCAAAUUUGUUUUCUCCAAAAAUCCCAUCCUUCCCUUCUACUGGCUUUGGAACAUCGUCUACAGCAUUCAGUUCAUCAUCUUUUGGUUCAUCUUUCAGCUUUACAUCAGCUCCUGCUUUUGGCCAAUCAAAUUCUACAUUUGGUAGUGCCUCAUCUCCAUUUGGAGCACAAAGUACUCCAUUCGGAGCGCAGCCAACACCAUUGGGGAACAAUACCUUUGGGCAGUCAGCUUUUGGGGGCCAACAACGUGGGGGUAGUAGAGUGGCUGCAUAUACAGAAACUCCAGAACCAGAUGGUGGUAGUGGGGCUACUGCUGCAAAAUUGGAGUCAAUAUCAGCAAUGCCAGUAUAUAAAGACAAAAGUCACGAAGAACUUCGCUGGGAGGAUUAUCAAUUGGGGAAAAAAAGGAGGUCGAUUAUUAUGAAAGCAAGGUGGCGCAGGCGGUAAUCACGAAUAAAAUGGUCAAAAUGUGAGAAUGAUGCCUUCUGAACAGAGGAUGCAUAGAAGAGUGGGUCCCAAGAGGCAUUUGCACCACCUGCCGCCCAAUUGUUGUCACAGUGCAAAAACUGCUGCUGGUCUGAAGACCAAGCACCUGAAGUUGAUGACCCCAAAAUUGCUGACCCAUCAAUCUGUGACAGCUGCUGUGUGCUCGCCGCUGUCACUUUACCAUCCCCAGCAAGGCUUGUGAUUUGCAAUGGCAGCUCCAUAGGGCACUGCUCUGUAAAUGAAUCAGUUUGCGUUGACCAUGUUGACCAAUUGGGCACUUGGUCAUAUGCUAAUGCUGGAGACUCAUUGCUCCAAGCUAUGCUCUGGUUUGAUGCUGUGUGACUAGGCUGAGCUUGAUGAUGACCCCACCGAUGAUCAUGACCGUUAAUAUCUAACACAAUCGGAUCCUCCUUCGCCGACCAGGAUGAAGAAGGAUGCCGGUUCGGGUUCACAAAACCCACCACGCCACGUGGACCAAUAGGAGACGGCUCCAUCUUGGCACCACCAUUAUUCCCCCGUGGUUGCGGAACCACACACCCUUUGCCGUCGAGCAGCUUAGCCCUGAGCG